Messenger RNA from Microplitis mediator, 3269 nucleotides. It is a transcript of the gene Sobp, whose product is annotated as sine oculis-binding protein homolog A. Gene Ontology annotation, cellular component: nucleus. Bases 683 to 2767 code for a protein of 694 amino acids. Lineage: Eukaryota; Metazoa; Arthropoda; Insecta; Hymenoptera; Braconidae. Gene Ontology annotation, biological process: animal organ development. The record is from RefSeq and is a predicted model, not a curated record. The transcript has 4 exons.
AUUUUAAUGUAAUGUAUAUGUAUUUAUAUAUAAUAAAUAAAUGGGUUCGGUAAAAAUCGUGAGCUUUCGGCAGAGAUCAUAAGCGGCGUCGCGACGCCUGGUCAUGCAGCGACGGUAGCGGCAAAUAGUCGGUCACAAUCCACCGACGCGUUUAAACAUAUAUUGGGAUCACAUUGCGCGGGUUCUUAAUAUAAUACAUUAACUUGGUGGCGUGCUAUCUCCCCUGGGUUUUGAAUUUAUAAAUGUAUAGAUAUAUAUAUAUUUAAAAUAAAGUUACAAGUUUAAUAUAUAAUUCUCACGCGUAUAGUUAUUUUUAUCAGCGAGUUCUGUGUGAGGAUGAAUUCCUCAUGGUUUAAAUAAACCCACCAAAGUUAAAUAUCUUUUUAAAACAUCGGCUGUGUACAUCAUACGUCCUCGCUGCAAUGAUAAGUUUAUUUAUAUUUUUAAACUUUUAUCCAUCAAAAACAAUCUUUUAAUAAAUUGCACACCGACUUCUCAUCAUGCAUCACUCAGAUAAUUAAAUACAAUCUGGUGGUUUACUGAAUUUAAAUUGUGCGCGCUUUGCUGUAAGUGAAAUUUAACUUAUUAAAGACUUUGACAAUUUAAGUGCACUUACUACAUAUGUACACUGCUAUUAUUUAUCAGUAGUGCGCAAGUGAGUGAUUAAUUAAGUGUCUGAGUGAUGAAUAAACAAUCGUCUCUAUUAUCCGGCGCGGGUAAUAUUGAAAAAAAUAAAACUAAAGUUAAUUUAAAUAAUUGUAACAAUUCAACAGUUAACAUAAAAAAAGAACCGUCUGAAGAUGAAAUUAAGGAGUAUGCUGCCAAGGCAAUGAGCGAAUUAUUAGGCUGGUACGGUUACGGUAAAGUUGACAGUAGAUGCACACGUGGUCUUAACUUAAAUCAUUUCGCUACAAGACCACGGGGAAUUUAUCAAUCAGUGUCUCGGCAAUCGGCAUCAGACAGAGUAAUUAAUUACGCAGAUGAUAAAGGAUCGAGCAGGUCUAUAAAUUUACAAAGUAGGUCAUCAAAGUCACCGCAGUCGCGAAUGUCACGGUCACCAGUUAAUAAAACUAGCAGCACUUCAUCUAAAGACAAUCAAGGAACUGCAGCAAGUCCUAAAGUUAUUGAAAAUAGUGACUCUGCUUCAGAUACUCCUGAUCGUUCGACGUCAUGCUCCUGGUGCGGACGUACUGGUGGCACAUGGGAACCAGUAAGUGCGUCAUUGGCUUGCGAGGGUACCAGCAAUUCUGGAUUCACUAAUUCCAAUAGAUUUUGCAGCGAGGCUUGUUUUGCUGCCGGUAGACGCGCGGCUUUUAAACGAGCGCGAACUUGCGAUUGGUGCCGGCAUGUCAGACAUUCCGUAAGCUACGUCGAUUUUCAUGAUGGUGAAAGCCAGCUUCAAUUUUGUAGUGAUAAAUGUUUAAAUCAAUAUAAAAUGAACAUAUUUUGCCGGGAAACACAAGCGCACUUGGCAUUGCAUGGAAUACCAAGUGCGUCACCUACAAGUCCAAGUAGCGGUGGAUUGAUAACACCGGAGCUCUGGUUAAGAGACUGUAGAUCCGCACCCCCUAGUCCAGAUGACGAAGCGCUUGUCGUUGACGACGAACCCAGUGAUUGGCCGAGUACCUGUGACAAGCCGGAAGAUGAAUCCCACGAUUUACCAAAAAAAACCAAUGACAGUUGCUUGCAAUCGUCUGACAAUAGAAGUAGCAGUAGCAGUAUAAAUACCAAUAACCCAAGUAAUGGUAAACAAGAUGUGGAGUACGUUGAUGACGACGAAAAUGUUGAAGAAGCCAUCAGAGAGUCGCUGAAAGAUGAGGAGAGCCGUAGAUUGCAGGAACGUAUCGCCGAGUCAUCUAAAUCAUUAUCAAGUACAGAGUCGUCUCACGUUUCAAUUACUCCGGGUGUCUCUCUGAAUAAUAACAACAGUUCGACGAUUAAAAAUUGCAGAAGAUCAACGAGUUCCUCACCUGAAAGUUGUAAGGAAUCGCCGCCCACGAACUGUUCGAGAGAAGGAACGAUAUUUAUUAAGGAUGUGAGAAAGUUGUUGGUAAGAGAUGCAGUGAAACGUCAGCCGAGUUAUCGAUCGCGUCGAGUUUCCGGUAAAUCCAUGUGGCUUCCAGAGCCUCAUCAUUAUCACCAGCACAAUUACAGUCACUAUCCAAUGGGAUUUAACGCAGCCAAAGGAUUCACGAAUCCCGCGGCGCAUAAGAUGCCACUGCAAUUCACAAGAAGAAAUUAUUCCGGAACUUGUUCACCGCCUCCACCAACUGGAUCUCCGUCGCCACUCCAUCCAGGUGCUGCUAAAAUUUCAAAUACUCAGGGCGGAUUGUUGCCACCGGUCACUGUUCUGGUCCCUUACCCGAUUCCUAUACCGAUACCUCUGCCUAUUCCCAUUCCCAUUCCGUUAUUCGCUAAAUUUUUCAACUCGAAAAAUACAGACACUGAAAAAACAAGCGCUUAUACAAAUGGAGACUCAGUAGGUCCUCAAGAUCUCUCUCGACGCAGUCAGUCUUUACCGCAAGUCAAUAGUCCGAGUUUGUCUAGUGAAAAAUUAAUAAAUCUUUCGGAUUCAUCUACCUCGUCGUCGCCCGUUCUGUCCACAGCUUCAACGGGUCCGUCUUUUUUCGCGACUGCACCCAAACUCCAACCGACAGCUGUGAGAAAUACCACUCCCAGACCCCUGAGGAAACGAAGACGGCUUACAUCCGGAUCCUCUGAUCAGGAUCUCAGACUAAAGCGACGGAAUAAAUUUGUACCAGUUUAAAUUUUAAAUUUUAAAUUUGUUAUAGUUAUAGAAGUUGUUUUUUUAAAAUAAUUACUUGUGUUUUUAUUUAAAACGCAAGUAGUCUGUUUUUUUUUAUUUUUAUCUAGUGCUUUGAGAUAAAUAUACGUGAUGCUCUGUGAAAAAUAGUUAUAAUAAUUAAUAAAAUAAGUGUAUGUUUAACAACUGUAGAUGUUUUGAUGUGCAGAAGAAUAAUUUAAAUUAAAUUAAAUUAUAAAUUAUAUAUGGUCAGUACCAAAUACUGAUUAUUUAAAAUUUAUCUAGGUGUUGUACUUAUUUGUCAGGUGCCUGAUAUAUCUAUAUAAUAUUAAAAAAUAUAUUUUUAAGAAUGUCCGGUUUAUUUCUUUUUUUUUUUUUUUUUUUUCUUUAGUAAUACAAACUAAUCGUCAUGAUUAGGAUGAGUUAGAAUAAAUUUUUUAACAAAAUGUAAAUUGUGACUGGUAGAUAUUAAAUCUUAUAGUUUUUAUUUAUUGAUUAUAGAGAU